Molecule: messenger RNA, 654 nt
Organism: Dreissena polymorpha
Lineage: Eukaryota; Metazoa; Mollusca; Bivalvia; Myida; Dreissenidae
Product: ras-related protein Rap-2c-like
Exons: 1
Coding region: 1-654 (217 amino acids)
Molecular function (GO): GTPase activity; GTP binding
Source: RefSeq, a predicted model, not a curated record
AUGGGUCGAGACAGCGUCAGACCGAACUACCGCGUCGUAGUUCUGGGGUCAGCAAGCGUGGGAAAAUCGUCCAUUAUUAGCAAGUUCAUGCACGACAGAUUCUUACAAAGUCACAAAGAAACUAUCGAGGAAUUACACAUACAUGUGAUGCGGUGCGACAACGUUUCUGUUGAGAUUGAUAUUCUUGACACGUCGGGCUCUUAUCAAUUCCCCGCGAUGCGCAAACUUGCCAUAGCAACCGGCGACGCUUUUGUACUCGUUUAUUCAGUUGACAACAUGUCAAGUUUUGAGACUGUGAAAAUGUUACGUGAUGAAAUUCGAGAGCAGAAAACAAAGGGAAAAUAUUCCAUCGUCGUCGUGGCUAACAAGGUCGAUUUGGAACCAUUUAAGGACACAACAUGUGCGGUGACUGAAUCAAUUGUUUGUAUAGAUUGGGAGGAGAAAUUCGUUUUUGCGUCCGCAAAAACGGGCGAAAACGUUCACGAAGUAUUCCGGGCUUUAGAGAAUAAAAUUAUCGAGCGAAUAAAACUUGAGGAAAAACGCCUGAAUUUCAUCCGCCGGAUAUCAAUGCCUGUCAUGCGUAUCGCGAAGUCCGAGAAAUCCACGGUCGGGCUGAUACAAACUAAAAGCAGAGCACAUUCAAUGGAUUCAUAG